Cannabis sativa is the source of this 2941-nucleotide messenger RNA. RefSeq names its product wall-associated receptor kinase-like 14. Lineage: Eukaryota; Viridiplantae; Streptophyta; Magnoliopsida; Rosales; Cannabaceae. The coding region runs from base 473 to 2572 and encodes 699 amino acids. The transcript has 4 exons. The record is from RefSeq and is a predicted model, not a curated record. Gene Ontology annotation, biological process: protein phosphorylation. Gene Ontology annotation, molecular function: protein kinase activity; ATP binding.
UUUAUUGUUAAAAAAAGAAAAAAAAAACACAUAUUAUAAGUUUAUAAUUUAUUUUAUUUUUUUAUAUAAUUUAAUUUCUGUAGUGAUAAAAAAAGAUAAAGCGUUAGGAGCGCAAAAGAAAGCUUUCUUCUAAUUCUUCCCUCAGAAUCACACGGUUUUUUACUCUCUUUUUUUUCUUUCAUUUUUCAUGAACAAGAAUCUCAAAAACUGGUGACCAAUCUUAUUAUUAGUUUAUAUAUAUAUAUAUUUGGAGAAGAAAUAAGAAUAAGAAGAGGAAGAAAGAGUUGAACUUUGAGUUGAGACUCUGUUUUUAAUUCAGAUGCGGAGAAGAAAGAAAACAGAGAGAGAGGAGAGUUGUUAGUUAACGUUACAUGUUGAACCUGGAAAAGAAUUUAAGUCUCAAUUGGUUUGGAAGAAAGGUGAUGAUCCUGAACCUGAACCCAUUUCAGCUUUGCAAGAUUUUUUCCCAAGAAUGAAUACCCCACCAACAAUUUUCGUUCUUCUCAUCAUAAUAGUUCUUCUCGUAGUUAUUUCUUCAAGCGAAGCUGACCAUAGCCAUGGCUCAAACGAUUGCCAAAGGUUUUGCAAAGGUGAUUCUGUACCGUACCCGUUUGGGUUCUCACAAGGUUGCAAAAUCCAAUUGAAUUGUAGUGACAAUGGCGAAAAGAGAAUCGGAGAAUUUUUAGUCAAUAACAUCACAUCAACAAGCAUCUUCAUCAAUCUCCCAGCGAAAUGUAACCGUUCGAUUGAAUCAAUCAAACCCCUUUUUGGUUCACACUACGGUUUGACUUGGAAUAACAGUCUCUUGCUCCAAGACUGUACUAGCUCUCGUGUUAAUGGCUGUGUCAUACCCAUGAGCUUCGUUGAGAAUCGGGUCGUCGAUGUACAGGACUGUAAGAUUCCUAACAAGAACGAUUCUCUCAGCUGUUUCUCUAAGAAUUCUGAUACUGAUAUUAUGAACUUCAACGCCGUGAAGGGAACUUCGUGUAAGCUAUUGUUUGCUUCGAUCGCCCUUGACUCAGUCAACUCGUUCCAGUUUCAGAGGCUGGAAUUGGGUUGGUGGCUCAAUGGGUCCUCAAAUAUGUCAUGUGAUCGAAACGCAAAUUCUAUGCAUGUUACUCUUCCCGAAGGUAAAACAGGGGUCCGGUGCUUUUGUAAUGAAGGGUUUCACGGAGAUGGGUUUCUCGCCGGCUCCCGUUGCCGGAAAGUUUCAGCAUGCAGCCCUCGAAAGUACAUGUCUAGCAAAUGUGGAAAAUUUAGUAAAGUGGGUGUUCUUAUUGCAGGGAUAAUAUUUGGAGCUGUUUUGAUGGUCAUCCUAACUUUCCUCUGCCACGUUGUCCGAAGGCGUUCUACUUGUUUGAAAAACCGGAUGAGUGCAAAGCGCCUUCUAUGUGAAACUGGCAAUUCCAGUGUUGCUUUAUACCCCUACAAAGAAAUCGAAAAGGCCACCAAUGGCUUCUCAGAAAGUCGAAGACUUGGAACCGGUGCCUUUGGUAUGGUUUAUGAAGGAAAACUCUUCAAUGAUGAGUUGGUUGCUAUAAAAAAGAUCAAACAUAGAGACAAUAACAGCAUUGAGCAAGUUAUGAAUGAGAUCAAACUACUUUCAUCUGUUAGUCACCCGAAUCUGGUGCGCCUCUUAGGUUGCUGCAUAGAGCAAGGCGAGCAGAUCCUUGUGUAUGAGUUUAUGCCUAAUGGAACUCUAUCUCAGCAUCUACAAAGAGAAAGGGGUAAAGGGCUUCCAUGGACUAUAAGGCUUACCAUUGCUUCUGAAACUGCUAAGGCUAUAGCUUAUCUCCACUCUGCCAUGAAUCCACCAAUUUAUCACAGGGAUAUCAAAUCUAGCAACAUACUAUUAGAUUUCAACUUCAAGUCAAAGGUAGCAGAUUUUGGGCUUUCUAGACUUGGCUUAAUAGAAACAUCACACAUAUCAACAGCCCCACAAGGGACUCCAGGCUAUGUGGAUCCUCAGUACCAUCAAAACUUUCAUCUCUCAGAUAAAAGUGAUGUGUACAGUUUUGGGGUAGUUUUGGUUGAGAUAAUAACAGCAAUGAAAGUGGUUGACUUUACUAGACCUCAGACUGAUGUGAACUUGGCUGCACUUGCUGUUGAUAGGAUUGGAAAAGGGUGUGUGGAUGAUAUAAUAGAUCCAUUCCUUGAACCAAAUAGAGAUGCAUGGACACUUUACUCUGUAAACAAGGUAGCCGAGCUUGCAUUCAGAUGUCUCGCGUUUCAUAGUGACAUGAGACCUUCAAUGAUGGAAGUAGCCGAAGAACUCGAACAAAUCAGGAGAAGCGGAUGGGCUACAAUGGAGGAAAACACAUUUGCUUCAUCAGUUGUGUCCUCUUGUUCAUCGCCUUACAACGGGAGCGAAUCACUUGGUAGCGUGACAUCAAAGAAAGGUGGCGGUGUUGGGAGUCAGAGAUUGUUUCUUCCACAAAAAAUAGAUGAUAACUUGGAGUCAAUGGAAGAAGAAGAGGAGAAGGAAAGCUCUCCUGUUUCUGUGCAAGAUCCAUGGUUUAGUGAACAGAGUUCACCUUCAACAAAUAGCUUAUUGGGUAAUGUAGUCCGAUGACUCUAAAUCACUUCUGCUUCACAUAUAUAUUUCUAUAUAUAUAAUCGUGUGAAUAGUGAAUACCAUAGAUGUAUUAUACAGGUUCUCUUAAACCCCAUUAAUGCCCAUAUCUUAUAGUAUUGUUAUUAUUAAUUUUUGUAUGCUUAACCAAACUGUAUUUAUAUAUAUAUACUAUAUCAUCAUUUUCCCUCAGUUCCUUUAAAGCAAAUGAUGCCAAAGCCAAAGGCCAUCAAGUUACUUGUGUUUGCAAAACAUUUUUUUAACUUGUAACUUGUGAGAAAAAACAGAUUAUGAAGCCUUUAUUUUGUAAUAGUUUCUAGAUUAAUUUAUGCAUAUGGUACUUCAGGCCUAUCAUUUUUUGAGAGGAAA